Messenger RNA from Funneliformis caledonium, 1383 nucleotides. NCBI's taxonomy places the organism in Eukaryota, Fungi, Glomeromycota, Glomeromycetes, Glomerales, Glomeraceae. The record is from the annotation of a GenBank genome assembly.
AUGUCAGUAUAUAAAGCAAUUGCAAGCCUUGAAUUGUCACAAGAGGAAAGAAAAGCCUUACGCGUCUUAUUCACUAAUAAUCCAUCUAAAAAAACUGAAGCGGAGGAGAUCAUUCCUACUUGUACCAAUAAAGAGCAAGUUGAUUAUUUAAGAGAAUUAUUGACUUCUGGUAUGUAUCCCUUUAACAUAAAAUUCUGCGUCAUGAACAUCAAGGCAAAUUUGCGAAAGAAAGUCAUUGAAUUCUGGAAAAAUCUUGAUAGAGCGGAAAUCAUUUUCCAACUAAAUGAACCAUUUGACUCUGAACUUCUCGAAUACUUUGAAAUUAAAGGAGAACAAGAUUUAGAUUUCAACCUUCGACCUGGAAUAUCUUCUAAACAUAAUAAAUAUGCUUACGAAAGAUUAGGAUCAUUCCUCCUAAUUCGAGACUGCUAUAAAGAACUCAUUAAGGCGUUUAAUCGUGAUAUAUCUAAAUUUGGAUGCAUUAUUACAGGCACACCCGGUAUAGGAAAAUCGUAUUUUGGGCUGUACCUUCUGUAUUAUAUUCAUUUACAUUAUCCAAAAGCUACGAUUGUCUGGCAACUAGCUGAUUCAGAUAUCCACCAAUGCUAUCAGUUUAUGCCAAACGCUCAGAAACCUGAAAAAAGUGGUGCUUAUGUUAUUCUGUUGACGUCUCCAAAAGCAGAGUUAUAUCAAUCAAUGUGGAAAUCAGAAGGAAAUGAAAGACGAAAAUGUGAUAGAUUUACAUGUGAAAAACUUGAGAUGCUAAUGGGAAGAUGGGGUCUAAUACCUCGAAUUCUUAAGAAGUGGAAAGAUGAAUUAUAUGGUGAAACGGAGUUUGAUAAACUGAUUAAUGAAGUUGAUCUUGUGAAAUGUUUGAGGUCUGUCAAUGAGGAGGGAAUGUCAAAAGACUCUGCCAGUGGCAGACUUAUUCAUAUUAUUGUGGAACCAGAUUUUAGAAAAUAUAAAUUCUGUUUUGCCUCAUCAUUGGUGUCAGAUAGUUUGAUCGAUGCGUAUGAGCGCUACCAAAAUUCUAACAUUCGUGAUUUUCUUCAAAGCAGUUUUAGCCUUGAUCAAGAAUAUUUUGAGACAACCGAUCCUUUUGUUUAUAACGGCAACGAGAACUCUUUGGAUUUAUUUCAAGCCACUGUAUCAACGGCUCAUGGUGUAAAGGUGAAAGGGUUGGAGAAAAUCAAAGCUUAUGUGCGGAGUGGGGACAUCAAAUUAUAUUUUGUUGUACCAUCUGACAAAUUCGAUGUUUAUCCUUGGCAAAGCUAUAGGGGUCCCAAUAACCUUGUCAGUUCUAGUCAUUUACCAUGGAUCAAUGAUCUAAAACAAUAUGUAUUAGAUAUCAAUGUGCGUAAAUUCUACAGUGAUAGUGAGUAA